AUAUGCGUAAUUUGAGUAGCAUGGGAGGGCUUAAGUCGCUGCUGAUGGUUAUGGUCUGGUCUGGUCUGGUUGCAGAUUUGAAGUAAAAUGUUGGCCUCCGAUCAGAACUGAAGAAAUGGUUUGGGUAUCCCGCUUAUUGCGAGACAUGAUUUGUCUUUACAGCCCGACAACUGUCAAGAGGGUGUACAUCGCUUCAGAGGAAGUUCGAUGGAAUGGCUACUACAACACACUGCAGAUUACUCAAGAACGUGAAUGCAAUUUGUCGAACAGGAGGAGAGGCCCUGCAGAAUUACUUGAUUCUCUGGUAUGGCGGUGCUAGAGGAGCUUGGUGGUUUGAAAUACGUAAGGCUGGCAAGCGGCAGGCGGAUAUGUUAUAAAGAGCAAGGAGUACGUCGCGAAGAAGCAAAGCGGCAGUUGAUGGUACUCCAUGGUUUAGGUUCUUCCCGUCUUGCCAGUAUGCCAGGUGUAUCAGAUACAUUACUGAAGGCUUAUGGAGUGAAGAUUGUGGCAAUAGAUAGACCUGGUUAUGGUAGAAGUGACUGUGACACAGAGCAGACAUUCAAGUCAAGUGUACAGGAUAUUGAGGAGGUUGCAGAUGCCUUAUCAAUGGGAGAUAAGUUUUGGUUGUUGGGAUAUUCUUGUGGCGGCGCCUUUUGUUGGGCUUGUGCUCGAUACAUCCCUCAUCGACUUGCUGGUGUUUGUCUGUGGGCUCCUGCCGGAAACUACUAUUGGAAGGGUAUAUCAGAUGAAGAACGAUCGGCGAUGUGGAAGGAUCUUGUCUCCAGCAACAAAUUCAUAUUUGGUUUAGGGCGGAGAACUCCAAGUUGGAUACUUCGUCUUUAUACUCAGCACUUUGUUAGGCCAGGAUCUAACUGGUUCAAACGACUCGAGCAUACACUUUCAGCACCUGAUAGGCAGCACUUGCUGAUUUAUGGUCCAGAUGGUUCUCUAAUCAGGGACAACACGGAGUCAAUGACGUGGAACAAGGGCUUUGGAAUGUCGAAAGACAUCGAGCUCCUCAAAUCUGACUGGGGGUUUGAGCCCGAAGAUGUUGCAGGCGUUUACAAAGGUCCUUUCCACAUCUGGCAGGGGGUGGAAGAUAACCUGAUUCCAGUUGGAUUGCAGAGGUGGGUGAAGAGCGUCGUACCUGAACUGGUCGACUUGUAUGAGGUACCAAACGAAGGUCAUCUGUCGUGGUUUUGCUUCAAUUCCAAGGCACAUCAUAAAGUAUUUGAAGCAUUAUUUGGAGAAGAUGUACAGCUGAAUGAACAUUAACAACUGCUGAAGCAAAGGUACUAAGCGAUGAGUUUUAUGCUGAUACAGUAUCAAAAUACUCAUGUGAAUUGAUCUGUGUGGGUUGUCAUGAAAGUCAUCCCAACAUACUGAGUAGAAGGCUCUGCGGUCUGUGUAGAUUGUUUAGUUCUACGUAAGAUGUAUCUUUAAAAUUAUGAUAUGUCCGUCGUAUAAUUUGCAGUUGCCGGUGUUUUGUUGCACUAGCAUAUUUAGCUCGUUAACAUUGACUUUAAAUACCAUGACUUGGAGAUGAUUAUUCUGCAGUCCAUGAUGAUAAUGGGAGUUAAUGUACAGUAUUUUAGAUCAGUCAAGACACGGAACCCACAUUCAAUCUCACCAGUGAACAGAAGGGAGACUGGGAAAUUUAGGGUAGUCAAAGUGUUUCAUAUCUGUCCGUUUCAAAUGAAUAGCUUUCAUUGGAAACAACUAGACUCCUCCUUUCAAGAUACAUAAUAUUUUCGUCCCAAGAGUAACUACACACAUCUCCUCAGGCCCGGACUGAGUACUUAUAUUUGGUCUCUGAAUUAUGACCUCUGGAUUGUCUUCCGUAUCUGUGAAAUCCAAGCCUGCACAUCAUUUCCAGGGUA
Messenger RNA from Marchantia polymorpha subsp. ruderalis, 1880 nucleotides. NCBI's taxonomy places the organism in Eukaryota, Viridiplantae, Streptophyta, Marchantiopsida, Marchantiales, Marchantiaceae. The record is from the annotation of a GenBank genome assembly.